Adineta steineri is the source of this 1290-nucleotide messenger RNA. The record is from the annotation of a GenBank genome assembly. NCBI's taxonomy places the organism in Eukaryota, Metazoa, Rotifera, Eurotatoria, Adinetida, Adinetidae.
AUGGCUACACAAACAUCUGCAGGUAAUCCAUCAACCAACGCCUGGCUGUAUCCACCUCAACAUUGGGCUUUAGAACCUCUCACCUUGAAUGAUACUAAAGUGAUAGCACUCGUAAACUUUGAACAAUCUGAUUAUGCUGUAUAUUUAAAUCCUCUGGACAAACGUGGAUAUCGUUCAAUUGUCCGACUGAUCAACAAUGAGCAUAUGGACUCUACAUUCAAUCGAGAUUACACCUCAUCAGAAAGAAUUGGACUUGCGUUAACGAUGGCGUUAAUUACGGAAGCUUACAAUCGUAUUGUACCUAUUGCUCAAAAUGCAGUUAUGGGUAACAAUGCUCAUUCGUUUGAUCCUAAAUCGGGCACUAUUCAACUAGGUACACAUGAAGAACCAAUUUUUCUCCAUGGUCAUAUUUUUGGACGCGGUAAUCCAGAAGAAAAAUACAUUGACGAUGUCCAAUUGGAUGGUCCUAUUCCAGGACUAGUUUUCGAUUUAAGGGCUCAAUCUCCACAUCAACCAGGCAAUGAUAGAAAAGUGAGCUGGAAACUCGACGAGAUGAAGAGCGUGAUUGCUAGAUUGAAAAUUGAAAUUGAAAAUAUCCAAGACAGUUAUAAAGCUCAUGGUCUAAGAAUAAUUAUUCAAAAUAUUUCAACUGACAUCUACAUUGUGAGACAUGGUGAAACUGAUUGGAAUACUGAGCGAAAACUUCAAGGACAUACAGAUAAUCCAUUGAAUGAGCAAGGUAAACUUCAAGCUCAACAACUUCGAGAAAAACUCAGUGAUCUUCAUUUUACAAAAGUGUAUUCAUCUGACCUGAAACGAGCAUUUUCUACUGCUGAAUUAAUUGUUGACCAGAACAAAUCAAAGAUUAUUGAGACUUCUUCUUUACUUCGAGAACGAUAUAUGGGAACAUGGGAAGGACGUUUAGCUACUGAACUCCUAGAUCAUCUAAAACAAGAUUUUAAUCUUGAUAAUCUGACACAAGAAGAAUACAUGUCUUUGAAAUGGGAUGACACUGCUGAAAGCUAUUCUGAUGUUUAUCAACGAGUACGAACUUUGAUUCGUUCCAUUGCAAAUUCUUCAUCUGUAAAUAAUGGCCCUAUUCUACUUUCAAGUCAUGGCGGUGUCAUGCGAGCUAUCCUGUAUCAUUGGAAGUUUCAACCUGAAUAUCGCUGGAAAGUAACUAACUGCGCGUUUUUGAAGUUUAAUGUGCGUGCAGAUGGUCAAAUCGUCAAUUUGACUUAUGAAGGUGUCGAAUUUGUCAAGUCCAAUGAAACUCCAUUUUCAUUUUAA